Molecule: messenger RNA, 192 nt
Organism: Triticum turgidum subsp. durum (durum wheat)
Lineage: Eukaryota; Viridiplantae; Streptophyta; Magnoliopsida; Poales; Poaceae
Source: the annotation of a GenBank genome assembly
AUGAUUCACACUAUAUAUAUUUAUGGUCGACAUUUUGACUUAUAUUGCAUGGAUUGUGUAUUUAUCAGGGGGAAGAGUGAUGAGGAGAAGGCCAAGAAUGGGAUCAAGGACAACUUGGUGAGGUUUAGCUUUGGGAUUGAGAAGUUUGAGGAUCUCAGGGAUGAUAUUCUCCAAGCCCUGGAGAAGAUUUAG